Chaetomium strumarium is the source of this 1818-nucleotide messenger RNA. RefSeq lists its product as uncharacterized. Gene Ontology annotation, biological process: protein phosphorylation. The record is from RefSeq and is a predicted model, not a curated record. Lineage: Eukaryota; Fungi; Ascomycota; Sordariomycetes; Sordariales; Chaetomiaceae. Gene Ontology annotation, molecular function: ATP binding; protein kinase activity. The transcript has 2 exons. Bases 1 to 1818 code for a protein of 605 amino acids.
AUGGACUUUGAUCACAAGGAUGAGACAGGGCGGCGGGAGGGGCGCGAGGGGCGCUAUGCGUACAUGUUCCGGAUGGGUAGCCGACGCUUCCUCUUCAUCCGAAACUUCGGGCAAGGGAUAGAGUCGGUUGCGCAACUAGUCGAGGAUGUAGACACGGGAGAAGCCCUGAUCCGCAAGGUGAGUGCCGAGCGCUUGCGGCCCAACCGCGUCUCUGCGAAAGCACUGGCGGGGUUCCGGCCCAAGAAGCCGCGCGAAAUCCGCAUCUUGGAACUGAUCAAAGGGACGUUCAGGGCGGCCGACCCGGGGUUCCCAUGCUACAUCGUGGAAUGCUUGGGUCACGAGUUCAUCAAAUCAACCGACACUGACCGUCUGGGGCGCCCGAAGUACCACUCGGUCUCGUACUGGAAGCUGUGCAACGGCAGCUCGGUCCGCUCGCGGUGGCUGGAAGGCGACUUCGUGCCUCCUAUCAUAGCCGUGGCGCGCAUGAUCCGCCAGGUCUUCAGCACGCUGCACUACCUAUACACGGGGGGAGCGCGGCCCAUCUACCACGACGACCUGCACUUCGGCAACAUCUGGAUCCACUGGCGCGCAGACCAGCUGCUUCCGGACUUCUACUUGGGCGAUUUCGGCAACGCCGGGGUCGCCGAUCCCCAGUGCCAAGAUCUGUAUCUCGACACGGAAGCCUACGUCGCGCGCCCGGUCGACGACCUGGACAAGUUCUCGCGCAGCCUGGCCCUCCUCCUCGACAUCAUGGGCAGCCGGCGGGGCUACGGCGAUCCCGGGGUAAAGGCGCUGAGGCGUCUGGCCUAUGACAUCGACAGCGUCAUCGUACAUCUGAAGGACGCCCCGCCGAGGCAGCCGCCGCCCGACCUCAGGCCGUUUAUCGACUGGGCACGGGAUAUCGAAGCGUCGUUCUGUGAGGGCGGUGACGUCGACGAGACGCUCUCCGAUGCCUACAUCAAAUGGAUCACGGAGGAGCGCGACACGGCACUCAGCGUGGAGCGUGAGCGCGCCUUGGUUGUGCACGCGACCAAGGAAGAAGCCUUGCGUUCCCGCUGCGGCAAGGCCCUGGCCGACGGGUUCGAGUCGGUACCGGUCGCCAUCCACGGCCCCUGGCACCUUGUCCGGAUCGAGUGCGUGCUGGCAGAGGAGGACGAUGGGAGAACGCACCACAGACCCAACGGUCACCGUCUCGUCGAGGACAUGUCCACCACCGAACGGGCUCCGGGCCAGGUCGAGCCCAGGUUCCUCGAGACGGAUAGCUCGGCCGGCAGCAUCGACGACGCCUCGGCCAACUUGGCGUCCACAACCACCACCCACAGUGCUUCUCGACCCGACAGCCCCGACGACGCGCAGGAGGAGGCGGCAUCCCCGGCCUUCUCCUGGACCGAGGGGGAUGAUGCCGGAGGCCUCUAUGCUGAGCCAUGCCGCAGGUAUUCCUGGGUUUCGGGGGACGAAGAUGCUUCUUACUUAACAUCAUCGGCGCACAACCCUGGCGGCAUUGCUGGUGUCGAAGACUAUGACUAUGACCAUAACCUCUUCCACGACAGGUGCAAGGCAUACUUAGAACUCGACAAGCUCGCCAAAGCGGCCGAAGAGAAAAGGCAGCUGUCCAAGACAAAGAAGCCGCCUUCCAAGAAGAAGAAGAAGAAGAACGCGCCGCCCACUGCACCAACAACGGAAGAUUUUGUGGAGCGGUUUGAGGAAAGGCUCAGACUCUGGCACGCCCUCCUCCACGGCUCCAAGUGUGCUUGCCCCGAGGAGGUCUGGACUGCCGGCAUCGAAGCCGCGCUGAGGAAUGAGAAGAUCCGCUACUAA